Messenger RNA from Acaulospora morrowiae, 864 nucleotides. The record is from the annotation of a GenBank genome assembly. NCBI's taxonomy places the organism in Eukaryota, Fungi, Glomeromycota, Glomeromycetes, Diversisporales, Acaulosporaceae.
GUUUGCAAGAAUACUUUAGUAAUGUUUUAUGAUUUAAAUCUUCCUUUUCCUACACAACCGAAUCUGGCGACUCAGCGGAAUGAACUUCGUAAAAGAGUUGACUUACUCAUUAAGCUAGGAUAUCAGGUUGUUGCAUACAAUCACACUGUCACUGGAAAAAUAAACCAGAGUAAUGUAAAUCCAAUAAAAAAACUGGACUUUGAUGAUAUUUCCAAUUCCAACCAGAAACAAAAAAUUGAACAAUUAACCCGAAUUACCGUUGUAAUUGAAGAUGCAAGUCAAAAUAUUGGAUUGACUUCUACCAACAAUGCAAUCUCAUCGUAUGAUAUUUUCGCGGUCCAACCGACAAAUGAAAAAUUAUUUCAAAAUGCCUGCGGUACCUUUGAUGUAGAUAUUAUUUCAUUAGAGAUGGGAUCACGUUUGCCAUUUUAUCUUAAACACGGUACUGUUGGUUUGGCAAUCGAACGUGGUGUAUUUUUUGAAAUAUGUUAUGCCCCAGCUAUCAGAGAUUCUUCGUCUCGUCGACAAUUAAUAUCUAAUGCACAGAAUUUAGUUAGAGUAACGCGUGGUAAAAAUAUUAUUAUCACAAGUGAUGCUCAAAGAGCGAUGGAGUUACGUGAUAGCAAUUUUAGAGCCACAAUAAUGGGUAUGAAUCAAGCUCUUGCUAAAGAAUGUAUUUCAACAAAUUGCCGAUCAGUGUUGAUGCAUGCCAUCACGCGACAAAGGACUCAUAAGGCUGUAGUUUCUUUUGAACCAGUUUCUUCAUUAAAACAAAAUGAUUUAUGGAAGGUAAAGCGUAGUAGGAAAGAGGAAUCAAAAAAAGCAAAACGUAAAAAGAUUGAUGACUCUGAAAAAAGCAAAUAA